AUGUACUCAACGAAGCUGACCCGCGCUGCCCACCGCGCCACCGCCUCGUCAUCGCCCACCGCAGCCCUUAUUUCCAACAGCUCCACCCACCACUGCACCGCUCGCCCGGCGUCCCAUCAGCGGCGGCACUCGAGCAGUAAAACAUCAUCAUGUCCCCCCGAUGACAGCGCCACCAAGAUCACAGCCAAGGCCUCUGCCACCGGCGAGCAGCAGGCGCCACGAGCCCCGAAGGCCGCGCCGAAGCAGAACAAGGGCAGGUCGCGAGGAGGCUAUAAGCGAGUAGCAGCGGCAGCAGAGAACAAGAAGCCGGCAGAGCCGAUAGAUCAGUUCGCUGCGCUGCCGAGUGUACCUCCAAUUCAGGGCUUGCGGCCGGAGGACCUCAACAUGUCCAAAUUCUUCUCCCUACAUCGACCCGUAUCUCUCACGACGACGAUCCCACCGCCGUCAUCAGCAGAAACCUUUGCUUCUAUCUUCGCCAACCGCCAAACCCAGGAUCCAUGGGCUAAUGGCAAUUCUGCUGAGAGGCGACCGGAGGAUGUCAUCUACACGCUGCAUAACACGAUCGACGCCCUCGAGAAAGGCAAUAACAAUGCGGAAGAUGAGGGCGUGCGGUGGGAGAUUAUCCACGAAAGCUCGAGCAACUCGGACGGCGUGAAGCAUCUGGAUGGCGCACCGCAGCGGAUGAAGAGUCUCGACGAGAUCGUGGCGCAAUUCAAGCCGUUCAAGGCGCCGCCUCCACCUCAGCCGUUCAUUGGGGUGAAGGAGCAGCCAGCGGGGGUAGAGAAGAAGAUGGCAGUUCAGCGGACUAGCACCAAAGGCAGGCCGAAGAAGAAGACAUUUACAGCCACCAUUACGGUCACCGAAUCCACCUUUGAGGACGGCCAGAGGACAUACUCAGCCUCGUCUUCGCCAAUAGUGCGGCUGCCUGAACCGACUGAGCGGACAGAUUCCAAUCGGGCCAUGCGUGAGCCUACGCGGACAAGACAGCCAUUCUUGACCCGUAUGGCGCAACGGGGACGCGAUAACAUGGCCGCCCAAGCGACCAGUUCUACGAACACCAGCUCACAAAUGCCGGUACGGAACGCGCCAAGUCCGGCCAGGCAAGAGCGUAUCAUGCGUCUGAUCUCGGUCAAGAGGCAAAGAAAGCUGAAGAUGAAGAAACACAAGUAUAAGAAGCUCAUGAAGCGGACUCGCAACUUGAGACGGAGGCAGGACAGAGCUUAG
Molecule: messenger RNA, 1224 nt
Organism: Saxophila tyrrhenica
Lineage: Eukaryota; Fungi; Ascomycota; Dothideomycetes; Mycosphaerellales; Extremaceae
Exons: 2
Coding region: 1-1224 (407 amino acids)
Source: RefSeq, a predicted model, not a curated record